GCGUGGAGACUUUCCGCUCAGUGCGGUUCAGGUAGAGGAUAGUAGGUGACGUAUUAAGCCGCGUGUCAUGAUGUUUACAUCCUGCUCUUGGCUACGAUUAGCUCAGUCUAUUGAAUGAUUAUCUUCACCGCAAGUGAACAUCUCUGUUCUCGUCUGAAGAUUAUUGACAUUGAUCUCAAAAUGAAGGAGUCGUAGAAGAAGAUGUUUAAUACCUGUAAGUAUGUCUCCCGAGGUGUAAGAAGAGACUUGGAUGUUAUAAUUACAUGCUAGCUGCGUAAUAGACUACGGAAAGUGUGACGUAAAAGUACCCAUUUCGCAAUACUUAGCGGUAAAAUAAGGAUGGUGUGAAUUGUUUAUAUUUGCGAGCGUGAACAUUAUAUUAGAGGCAAACCAGAAAUAACAACCGUUAAGUUAAUUCUAAAUACACGUGUGACUGAAUGUGAAAUACGCUUUACAGAAUGACUUGUUUUUUAACCGUCUUUGGACAUUGAUUUUAAUCUUUCCUGUAAGUUGUGGUGUACUAAUACGAGUUGCUGUUUGUCAUUUUCAUUAUGAACUGGACUGUUGCUUUGGUUUUGCGUUAGUAACAGAAACUUAACCUAAAAAUAUACGUAACUUCCUCAGUUUUCGGUAGGAGUGAAUGAAGUUGGUGCUGAAGGAAACGAAAUUGUAAUACGUCCAAGUGGUUACGUAACUGUGACUCAUAAACAUUAAUAACUGUGUGUUAAGUGCAACAAGAUAUGUGAAGACUGAAUACAUCUGUAACAUAACCCAGCGCUUGAGAGAAGAAUUUAAGUAGUUAAAAGACUACCUAGUGUAUAGAAUGCAUGAAAAGGAAGAAUUGCUCCCCCAGAGACUGUACUUAACAUGAAGAAAAAAGUGUAAAAAGACAUUGACAUGUUAUUAGUACCGACUGUAAGAACGUGAAUGUCUUGAGUCGGUCUUGUUACAGUGUGAUUACAGAGAGUUAACUGUUCCAAAACAUUUAUACAAAGACUGCGAGUUCUGAACUUUUAAGGUUAUGUGUUAAUUCACAUAAAACAAGAGGGAGAGAUAAAACGUGCUUUGUGUGCUGUUUGAUAUUAGAAAAGUUUUAUUGUCUCUGUGACUGGUUACUCUUUUUUCACCGUAUUUAGUUCAUCUAAUUAACUUUUCUACGUGGGUACGGGGGUAGAGAGAGACAGACAGAAAGAAAAGGGAGGAAGACGGAGGAGAUAUAUCUUGCUCUACAGGGACGAAGCGUCGCUACCACCACGUCGGACGAGUCAGGAUGCGAGGCUGACAUGGCCGAGGGAGUCCAGGAAGAGGACAGCGGUGACGUAAUGUUGGCAACAGCCACCACUCCUGCCACUGCCUCUUCUGGGGUAGCCAUCAAACGAGACCCAGAUGCACCGCUUAACCUGAAGUCUGAGGAGAGCUGUGAUUCAAAUUCACCAUCCCCUGAACCAGCUGCUAUGGGGGUGGACAGUACUCCAAUGGCCCUUGACCAUCAUCAUCCCCCUCCACAACAAGAGCAACAACAACAACAACAACAACAGUCUGUGUUCUCAAUUAAUGGGCACAACAGUAACCAGAGCUUACCUGGGACUCCAACACAUAACCAUUCAGCUCCAAACUCACCUGAUCCCAUCUCUGCUAUAGACUCUGCCAAGGCAGCAGUCAGCGCCGCACAUAUCAAUGGGACAAUGGCAGGAAUGGUUACUCUUCAGAACCUCCAGAACCUUGCUACCCUUCAGAGUCUACCUCAGGUUGCUUCUCUGGCUGCAGGCCUGCAGGGGAUGGCUGGUCUUGGUACACAGCUCAUCAAUACACCUCUGAAUCUCAGUGCAAGUGCUUCAGGCUCGCUCCCAACAAGUUGUGCAAGUGGGUCUCCUGCGCAUUCAGUGGGAAAUCUUCUCACAUCAGCAGCAGCACAACCCACAACUGCCUUGCCCCAGCUUCUUGCUGCCCCACAACCAGCUGCCAUGCCCCAGUUCAUUCUGGCUUCUGGUCAAUUAGUGCAAGGUAUCCAGGGAGCUCAACUUCUCAUUCCCACUUCGCAAGGAAUUGCAACACAAACCAUCCUUACAAUUCCAGUCAACCACGUGACUAGUGGGCAGAUGGUGAAUCUUGCGCUAAGCAAUGGACAAGUGGUAACAACCACACUUGCCAACUUGCAAACGUUAGCGCAGCCACAUCACCUCCUAGCCCCAGCAUCGGCAGCCGCUGCUGCAGCAGCAGCUGUUGCUGCCAGUACAGUGCCAUCCCCAGGCCCCACACUGGGACCUGGUAUCAACCUGAAUCAAGCUGCAACAGCCUCCCUACCUCACCUGCUGACAAACGGAAGCACAUCGGCUGUUCAGCAGCACCAACAGCUGCUGUCUGCAAUGCAACAGCCUCAGCUUGUUACUCCACAGUCAUCCUUGGUGGCAGCCACAGCUCAACCCAACUCAGCACCCAGCCACCAGCCAACUCAGAGGCUAUCUCACCACCAACAGCACAACCAUCACUACUCGGUGCCAGAGAAACAUCAUCAGAAUGGUUUGCUGAAUGGAACAGAAUCAUCUCUGAAUGUCAUCAACCGAUUAGCAGCCAGUAAUUCUGAUAUCACAAUCACAUCAACACACGGGUCACCACAGCAGCAACAUCCCAAGUCUUCGUCUUCAUCCUCAUCGUCCACAUCUCUACAGCAUUCCUCAAGUAAUGGGAGUGGUGGGGGAGGAGGCACUCAGCACAGCCGCAGUAGUCCCACUUCAGAUUUCCUGGCUGAUUCCCCAAAUCAGCCAACCAUCAACCAGACCAACAGUAAUGUUGUCGAUGGAAUUAAUCUGGAUGAGAUCAAGGAAUUUGCAAAAGCUUUCAAACUUCGACGACUCUCCCUGGGUUUGACCCAGACACAAGUUGGACAGGCUCUGAGCAUCACAGAGGGACCUGCCUACAGUCAGAGUGCCAUCUGCAGUGCCCUGGCUACUCAGAUGUACUGUGCUGCGCAGCUUGCGUCACAGCAUCAAGCUAUGUUUGAAAAGCUGGAUAUUACACCGAAGAGUGCGCAGAAAAUCAAACCAGUGCUGGAAAUGUGGAUGAAAGAAGCUGAGGAGAGCUGGUUGUGUUUCAGAUAUAAGAGUGGACAGAAUCAUCUCACUGAAUUCAUUGGUGUUGAGCCAUCCAAGAAGAGAAAACGCAGGACAUCGUUCACACCUCAGGCACUGGAACUGCUGAAUGCACACUUUGAACGGAACACGCAUCCCUCAGGUACAGAAAUCACAGCUCUGGCACACCAGCUUGGCUAUGAGAGAGAGGUGAUAAGAAUAUGGUUCUGCAACAAGAGACAGGCUCUCAAGAACACUGUCCGCAUGAUGUCCAAAGGUGUAGCCUAGUGUACAAAGAACUGAUAGUAUGAAAGAGUCCAGAACAUGGCAUAUCUUUAUGAGCAAAUUUUUCCAGAGGUAAGAUGAGUACUACAAUUAGUCUGAAGCAGUUAUCAUCUGUGACACUGUAUGAUGUAACUCUUAGGACAGAAGGGAAAUUUAUUUCAUGUCACGGUUCAUUGCACAGAGGUAGCUGCAGACUGGAAUUUCUCCGAAUGGUAGACAAAUUAAUAACAUUUUAAGAAUGAAGAUAGGAGUGGCUGUAGCAUUUGAAAGACGAGUGAGAAUCCAAGGAAAUAGGUAUGGAAUAAAACUCAUUCAUUCCCCAAGUAAGGCUAAUAAAAUUCUGCUCUAGAAUAAAGGUACAUCUUCAAAUAAACAUAAAUUUAUCCUUGUAUUUAAUCAUUGUGCUAUGAAGAUGAAGAAUUUUAAUGGCUAUAAGAAUUUAUCCAUUAUUAACUUCAUCAGUUUACCUCCAAUGAUAUGAGCUGUUAUCCACUGAAUAGGAGGCUGGGUAGGCCUCUGAACUCGUCUGAAUGUUCUGGCAAAGAAAAGAAUCUCUUUCUCCACUGAGAAUCAAGUUCUGACUGACUCUCUGUAACCUCUCACAUUACUACCUGAGAUAUCCUGAUUGGUUUGAAAUUGCACAAAAGAAUACAGUCAAAUCCCCAUUGUGUGCUUGUUGAUUAAGGUUUUCUCCCUUUAAUAUUCAGUUACAGUGAUUCCAAAUGAAGAUGCUCCAUGUUAGGUAUCCUCCAUUUAAGAUUAUCCCAGCAUGCUGUACAAAUUGACAGCUUCCCAAAGAAACCAUAAAAUUGAGGUUUGUGUGCUGAGAGAAAAUAACUGUAUAAAGGCAAAAUCAUUAUUCUUAAUGCAACUUUUCCGGUAUCUCUGUUAGAGAACUAAAUCAGUGGUUCUCAGACUGAUACUAUGUAGUACCCCUAGGCAUACCGAAGCAGCUUGGCAAGGGUGCCGCAGGUCUCCACUCUUACUUUUCAGCAUAUCCGUUGAAAAUUGUUAUCUGUGUGUAUUAUUUUUAUUUUGAUUCACUGUAGAAUAAUCUUGUACAUGUGACAGAUGUGAAGGUGACAAUUGCUUAUUCAUUUUCUCACAGUUUUAGUGACGAGACACAAGGUUUUUUAUUGAUGACUGGAUUUAUUUGACUCUUAUAACUCGUGAUUAUAAUUCAUCUUAGCUCUGUGACAAAUUCACACACAUUCUUUAUAGUUCAGUGUGGCAUGAGCUAAGUCUUCUAUGUCUUCAUUAGGUGUUGCUAUGCAACGGCUCCUAACAAUUGGGACUCCUCUGCCUCCAUGACGAUGCCUACACCAGGAGGCAUCUGCCUCACAAAUUCAGACUCAGGCUGAUCUGUCUUCCUCAGAACUAACUAACUAUUGGUUUUGGUUCCCAGUAUAUAGACUUGGGGCACACUGCUUCCCACAGUUCUUCUGUUGUUGUAUGUGUAUUCAUUGCUGCAGAAAUGUGUUUAUCAAGCCUUUCCCUAUCAACAGCCGUCUCUUCUGGCUCCACUAUUUUGCCUUUCAAUCAUCAUGUCUCAAUAUUAUGAGAACAUUGAAAAUUGGGUUAUAUAUUGUAACAAUUAUUUUAGGUUUUUGGGUUGAGGCAGAUAAAUAUUCCUUUAAGUAUUUCGAGUGGUUCCAAGCAUAAGAAAUGUGAACACUGAUGUUCUAAACACUCUAGAGGUUAUUUUUUACUCUUUGAAGAAGCUGAGAUAUUAGAUUUACGGAGUUGUGUUUAAUGUUUUUCACAGUCUGCCAUUAUUUGAAGAGUUUGCAUUCAGUGCCACAGAUGCACUUACACUUUUGAGGCACCUUAUCUAGAAGCUUGCCAAUUGUAGAUUCUAAAGCAUUGUGAUGAUGGUAUAUAUUUAGGAUUACUGAGUUUUUGGUCUUUGUCUAUGAUGCAGUAUUCUCAGGAACAUGACGUUUCAGAAGCUGGAUCAGUUUUUAUCCUCAGGUGAGGGGGCAGGAGACACGUACUCUGUUGGGUCCCUUAGAAGAAGCUAUAGUCCAGUGUCUGGGGUUAACUCUUUCUAAGGGACCAAAAAGAGUAGAUGUCUCCCACCCCUUCACCUGAGGAUGGAAACAUAUCCAGCUUCUGAAACGUCAUUGUCUUUAGAAUAGCAGACAAUUUCCUGUUAUCAUGCAAUUUGGCAUUACUUCUUGAAACAGGAUGUUAUCAAAAAAGUGUAGUUUAUUUUAAUGGUGAUAAAAUUCAUCACAGCACAAUUAAAAGGUCACAUCAUAUCACGUUACCAACGGAAUAAGCUGAAUAUGGAUUAAGAAAGGCAACUUUUGAAUAAGAAGAUAGUUUGAAUUUAAGAAAUGGAUUUAAUUGUUUACCCUGGUAUACAACAGUAUCUGUUGUCAGUCAUACAGAGAAUCUGUUUUCAUUAUCCUGGGUAAGUUUAACUCAAUUUCAAAUGAAUACAACCUUUCCUGUUGCCAUGUAACAGUUCUACCAGUUGAUAAAAAAGACAGUGUAGUGUUGGGAUACAGACAAGAAGUAUAUUUUUUGAUUAAAGACUUGUCAUAAUGUGCAGUGUCAUUUGCACCAAUAUGUUAUACAUUGUAUGUAGCCAAAGAAGUUGAAGUCACAAUUUUGUCACUGAGGCAGAUUUUCCACACUAAUCUCAGCUGUUUAAGUGACAAAACUCUAUUUUGGGAGUAUAAUAGAUACUCUCACAAUGAAACCAAAGUUCCUAUUUGAAUUUUUAUAAGUAAAAUAAAAUAAAUGUAAUUAUUAAGAGUAUCUCUAAGAGUAAAUAUAUAUUUCAUAAGCAGGUCAUAAUUUUCUGCAAUAGGAAAUGUAGAAUAUAGUGGAUGUAUGUAAAAUAUCAAAUUUUAAGUUAAGAAAUAUAUGUGUACCAGUAAAUUAAUGUGUUUAGAAAAAUUAUAUGUCCAGAAAAUAAAGACUGUAUAGCAGUAUUUACGGAAAUGAACUUCUGAAUGUUGGAUGACUGAGA
Cryptotermes secundus is the source of this 6333-nucleotide messenger RNA. RefSeq names its product POU domain, class 6, transcription factor 1 (gene pdm3). The record is from RefSeq and is a predicted model, not a curated record. The coding region runs from base 1284 to 3356 and encodes 690 amino acids. Gene Ontology annotation, biological process: regulation of transcription by RNA polymerase II. The transcript is spliced from 13 exons. Lineage: Eukaryota; Metazoa; Arthropoda; Insecta; Blattodea; Kalotermitidae. Gene Ontology annotation, molecular function: DNA-binding transcription factor activity, RNA polymerase II-specific; RNA polymerase II cis-regulatory region sequence-specific DNA binding.